This is a messenger RNA of Schizophyllum commune H4-8, 490 nucleotides long. RefSeq lists its product as uncharacterized. The record is from RefSeq and is a predicted model, not a curated record. NCBI's taxonomy places the organism in Eukaryota, Fungi, Basidiomycota, Agaricomycetes, Agaricales, Schizophyllaceae. Bases 53 to 469 code for a protein of 138 amino acids. The transcript has a single exon.
GCGGUUUGGGUGCGGUUUGCUAUGGCUUGUGCGGUGCGCCACAGCCUGCGCGAUGCCCAAGGGCGCGCGAAGCCCCUAUGGCGUCCGCGGUACUCAACGGUGCGCGCAAUGCCCUACGGGGCUCGCGGUGCCUUGGGGUGCGGUGUCCUACGACUAUCGCGGUACCCCAUGGCCUGCGCUACUCUGUGACAUCCACCACUACUCUGUGACCUCCACCAAUACCGUCGAGGUUCUUGCCACUUCCGUUUUCACGGUGGCGGUGGCGAUCCUAUGCUCUCUAUGGUUAUCUAUUCAUCUCCUUGUCUUACCAUGCUAUCCUUCCUUCCCCUCGCAUGGGUCCUCUCACUUCCUCUUGCAUGGGAUCUUCCUCCUUGACACGAGAUCCCUCACCUCCGGUUGCAUUGGGCCUACCAAUCACGUCUGUUUGCUGUAUCAGUCUACCAUGUUUUCUGCACGGCUUUCGGAAUAGACUUAUGAUCUUCUUAUCUUC